AUGAUGGACCCCGAGGAAGUGCUGGAUCUAUAUGACAUCGCAGUCUUACUCAACUACGAGCGGAACACUACGGAACCUCGGCUUCGACACACCAAAUUGAGGGAAGUCGCUUUCCCGGGUACGCAACCGAAGACGGUCGCACUCAGCAGUCCAAUCGACCAAGGCUGGAACAACAACGCGUCCACAUGGAUCGUAUUGGAUCAGCAGCAGCCCAACGAUCCAGAUGCUCCAGACCUGCCCACCGAAUUCCUACCCGCGAACAAACGCCAGGAUAGCGCACUCUCCAAUGAGCAGCUAGAGACGUUAUUCCAUCAGGCACGCAAUCACGAUGGCUGUUACCAGGCGAUUAGUCUGCUUCAGAUCUUCUUUGCACUGUUCUCCGAGGACACAAAGUUGAGGGUGAGACAUGCGCCUAGUGGUAAGCAGCCAGGCAUGUCUUAUAUGACAACAGUCAGUAGGCGUGUCAUUGUCGAGGAGUCCUUCCGUGACCCAAAGUUCACCACUGCUAUCUGCGUACUCCCCCAGGGCGCAAUGUUUGUUAGUGGGCACCAGCCACAACUUCUACAUGCGGUCGUAGGUUUCUCUCCGCUCGAUAGUGACACGGUUCAAUCCUUCUUCGAUCUCUCGUCUAUGCAGUUCGGCGACAUAGGACGUGGACCCGGGCCGAAGGGAAAGCAGCUGUUCGCUCUGGAUACCCCCGAGGAGUUUGCCCUGCGUUUCAGCAUGUUGGCUAAGGGUACAGAUCCUAGCAAGAGCGACCGCACUCUAGCGAUCAGUGGUACACCUGUAGACGAUUGGCUAUGGGAAGUGGCGAUGAGGACGAAAAAGAGGUGGAUGAAUAGAGCGACGGAGAAAUGGUGUGGUCACUGUGGAGCACCAGGUGCCAAAUCCAAGUGUGCUGGAUGCGGCGAGGCGUACUAUUGCGGCAAGGACCAUCAAAAGUUAGCUUGGGGAUAUCAUAAAGGAUAUUGCGGGAAGCCUUGA
Messenger RNA from Alternaria hordeiaustralica, 984 nucleotides. RefSeq lists its product as uncharacterized. The coding region runs from base 1 to 984 and encodes 327 amino acids. NCBI's taxonomy places the organism in Eukaryota, Fungi, Ascomycota, Dothideomycetes, Pleosporales, Pleosporaceae. The record is from RefSeq and is a predicted model, not a curated record. The transcript has a single exon.